Molecule: messenger RNA, 1767 nt
Organism: Mucor mucedo
Lineage: Eukaryota; Fungi; Mucoromycota; Mucoromycetes; Mucorales; Mucoraceae
Exons: 4
Coding region: 1-1767 (588 amino acids)
Biological process (GO): establishment or maintenance of actin cytoskeleton polarity; signal transduction
Cellular component (GO): microtubule cytoskeleton; cell tip
Molecular function (GO): protein binding
Source: RefSeq, a predicted model, not a curated record
AUGGCAAUUAGAGAAGAAGAUGGCGACGAGGAGAGCCAGAUAUCAAAGCAGAGACUUAUUGAGGAAGAGGACGAGGAGGAAGAAGAAGAGGAGGAAGAGGAGGAGGAAGGAUCGGAUUUUACGUCUUCACCCAGUAUUCCUGAUGAAAAUAUCAAUUUUGACCUUGUUUACACACUUCAUACAUUCGAAGCAACAGUCGAUGGCCAAGCCUCGGUAAAGAAAGGUGACGCGCUCACUCUACUAGACGACUCCAAUUCAUAUUGGUGGUUAAUUAGAGACCUAAAGACCUCAGAGGUUGGAUAUAUACCGGCAGAAAACAUCGAAACACCUUUCGAACGACUCGCAAGAUUAAAUAAGCAUCGUAACGUCGAGCUUACCUCAAUUGAACAAGCUACACAUUAUAUAAACAAGUCAGAGAUUACAAAAGCAUCACAUUCAAGAAAAGUAAACUUAUCAACUUCAUUGAACGUACAACUCCAUGUUUUAUUGAUGGGGGAAAACGAAGAAGAUAUCGAAGAUGAGGCGUAUGAGGUUUGGGAUGAAGAAAUGUUGGAAGAUGAAGAGGAAGAGAAAGUGCUCAGCCCUAGCGUCAAUAUCAAUGAUGAGAAUGAUGACGAUGAUGAUAAACCUUUGCAAGACAAUCAAAUUAAAUCAAUUGAAAUUAUUGAAUCUAAAAAUAAUGAAUGUGAAGUAUUACGUGUAUUUGCUGGUAAUGUAGACGUCGGUGCUUCAUAUCAUUCAUUACGUGUCAAUGAAUCCACCAGUGUGGCUGAAUUGUUAUUAAAUGCCAUGGAGAAAUUUCAUAUUACCCAAAUUGAAACUAAGAACGGUCGUCACCAUGGUCACCAUAGCUGUGUUGAAUAUUAUUUAACUGUAAAAACAAGAGACGGUGAUGAAAUUACCUUGGACCCGCAAGAUAAACCCUUUGCUAUAUAUGAAUCUUUAACCGCUCAUCUCACUACACCCAUGCCUUCAUUAACUCAAUUCAGACAAUUGGCAAAUAAUAAUGGUGAUUACGUUUCUAGAAAGAAAAAGAGAAGAUCUUCAUCCAUUUCUUCCAUUGGUGAUUCCUCACUUCAAUUUUUUAUGCAUAAGCGUAUCAAACGUGUCAACGAUAGAAGCGGACAAGUUCAUAUUAAAGUGUCUCUCAUGACCCAAACAACCAAUAACAAUACGUCUAAAAAGGAAUCAGGCGCAGAAUUAGAAAGGAUCGACAAGUUGAUUGCAAUUCCCGCUAGCAUUACGAUCUCCGAGCUUACAUCCAUUGCUCUUGUUAAAUUUCACAUCAUAUCUGAUAAGGAUCAACCGCAUCAAUACAGAUUAAUAUUGAAUGCAAAUGGGAAAGGUAAAAAAAAAAAAAAGUCUACCGCCGCCCUUUUAAUCAUGUUGAGUGUAAAAUUUACCAAAUUUCCUAUAAUAGAUAAACUAUUAAAUGCAACUCAAUUAUUAUCAGAAGUUCUAUCAGACUUGGGCAAAGAUAAAUCCAGUGAUAAAUAUUUUGUACUGCAUAAUUUUAAUAACAGUUUAGACGACCCACCCCAAAGAUCUCUUUCUCUAUCAUCAUCUACAUCAUCUUCAUCUUCAUCUUCUGCAAAUAGACAAACGUCAAGUAAGGUUUUCCCUGAAAAAUUCCCCCCUCGCAAUCCUUACUCACAUAGUAAUCAUCCAGUUAUGACACGCCUGGAUAGUAAUACCGAAGCUAUCUUGAAACGAGUUGAUGCAGCUUUGGAAUCAUUCGAAAAAACAAAACGUCCCUCGACAACCUAA